Messenger RNA from [Torrubiella] hemipterigena, 1752 nucleotides. Lineage: Eukaryota; Fungi; Ascomycota; Sordariomycetes; Hypocreales; Clavicipitaceae. The record is from the annotation of a GenBank genome assembly.
AUGGCACCAUCUUCGCCGCGACGGUCGUCACGAGCCCGCUUUGGCAAUUCGCAUUCUCACCAGCCAGCCGGAUUUUCCAAUUCUACACCACGCUUCGACAGAAGUACGCGAUCGCUCAAUAAGGGUUCCCCGGAGAAAUCCACGUCUCGCUCACUCUCUUCAGAGGGUCCAGAUGAUCUCGAAGAUACACUUCUAAGCCGACGGCGAAAACGAGGUUUGGAGGAUGAUACCGACCGCGCCACUCGUUUGGAUAACAGUGAUUAUGCCAAUGCAAGUGAUGACCUCCAGGAUGACGAUGAUGAGGAAGAAGAAGAUGAAGCCGUUCGCUGUCUUUGCGGCUCUGACGAUUACCCCGGCCGACCAGAUGUCGAUGGACCAGACGCAGAGUUUUUCAACUCCGUAGAGCUGACCGACGAUGUCACGGGCUUUUUCGUUCAAUGCGACAUUUGUAAAGUCUGGCAGCAUGGUGCAUGUGUUGGUAUUUUCAGCGCCGAAAGUUCACCGGAUGAAUACUUUUGCGAUCAAUGUCGCAAAGACUUGCAUAAGAUAUAUACGGCAAACGACGGACAAAAAUACUCAAGAUACUUGCCCCUUUAUCGAUUUUCGCAACCCGGCUCGAGAGCAGUUUCCGAGGCUCAGGAUACACCGAAUUCACCGAAAUUGGGAGGACCAAAACUGAGUCGCAGCGAGGCCAGAGAGCUUGCGUCAAAGAGGCGAUCGACCAUGAAUAGCCGCGAUGCUGCAUACGAUGAUGAACAGCUCCGGCGAGCAAUUGAGGCUAGUAAAGAAGUAAUGGAUGACUCUACAGAAGGCUCUAUAACCAGAAGGCCGAAGCGAGGGCGAAGUGAUAGUGAAGGGAACCAAACUAGUGCCAAACGGCAACGAACAGCCUCCCGCUCCCCGACUCCUGUUGAAGAUCCGGGCUCAUUACAAAGUCGCGAAGAAUCCGAUGAUGAUAUUGGUGCCCAUAGUGGAACCAGGAAAUCUAGAGGGCGCGCCAUACGCGAAAAGGUAGAGAAGGACGACCGUGAGCGUGCUAGACAAGAGGCAGCCGUAAAACGGCAAGGCCGUGCUGAUCGGCGUCGCGCAGAAGAUUCAGAUCUUUCGGAAGAGAAUUUGGUCAACAACAUGGCCAAACCAACUCCCGUACAUGCUGUUGCCGACACCGAGUCGAACACUGAGUUGCCACUAUCCACGACAACCUCGGCACCUGGAACACCACCACCAAGUCAACCGAUGUCAGGCAAUAUGCAGAAGAAACUCUCAAAAAGUAAUCAGAAGCGCGGUCGGGGAAAACCUCAACCUGCUAAGGAACUAGAUGGAGACACUGAGGCUUCACCUGCACCUUCUGCAUCACUAGAUGGUCAACCCACGGCUGAAGAAUCCGCGCCAACAUCCAACCCUAAAUCGCCCCCUGGUGAACAACGGCAUAUUUCUAAACUCAAGACAUCAUUGGCGAAUAAACUUACCAUGCUUGAUAUGAAACGUCGCGUUGCGGCUAUUAUGGAAUUUAUCUCGCGUACCCAGCUUGACCUUGCUGCUGAAGCAAUGGAACAUGCAAGCACGUCAAGCUCGGGCAACGCAACGCCAACUAAACAAAUAUCUGCUGACGAGGCCGCUGCUGCUGCAGGACGUGUCAUUAAUGAAGAGGAUAUUUUGACCGGCAAAAAAGACUUCGAGAAGUUAACAUGUAUUGAAAUGAUGGACGUCUUGACUAGGGAUAUGGUGAAGUGGCAGAAUCAGUACUCAUAA